Molecule: messenger RNA, 534 nt
Organism: Dichomitus squalens LYAD-421 SS1
Lineage: Eukaryota; Fungi; Basidiomycota; Agaricomycetes; Polyporales; Polyporaceae
Exons: 3
Coding region: 1-534 (177 amino acids)
Source: RefSeq, a predicted model, not a curated record
AUGCGCGGCAUCAGCACAAGACCAUCGGGCGAAACGAUUGAUAAAUACGGGAGACGAAGAGUCGAGGAAGGGAAUGUCGGAAAGGAGCGAAGAGGGGUUGUUGCGCCUGACGCGCGUACCCCGGUUGUAGAAGGUGUCUAUCUAGAACGAAGGAAGUAUGGCCGACUUACAGGGGGUAUAUGUACGAGCUGGGCUCACGCAAUGGUGCACCAGGAAUAUGACGAAGAGUUUCCAGUGAUGUACUCCAUGUCCAGAGGUACACCAUCGGCGGGCAUGCCGAUUGCAGGAGGACCUCCGAUUGCGGGCUCAUUUCUGAGCGCGGCCUCGGUAUCGAGGAAUGCGGAGAACUCGGCAAACUCGUCCAUUGGUAUCGCGAUGCGGGCAGGAGGAUGUAUGGAGCAGGUAUCGCGGGUAGCGGGUAGCGGGUAUCGCGAGGAAGGGGUAUCGCGAGCGGGAAACCAAAAUGUCAGCGAUGGGAGCACCCUGCUGAAGGGGGGCACAAUAAUUGGGCGAGCAAUUGUCGAUCGUGUAUAG